AUGAAUAACACUUCAGCCAUGGCCGAACAAGGCCAAGCAUCGCCAAUCACCCCAGCCCAUGCCAAUAGUACGCAGCAUGCCACAAGUAGCUCUGCUGCUCAAGUGCCAGGUGCUUCAUCAAGAGCCCAGUCGACAAACACUGGAAAUUCUUCCAGGACGUCGUCCCACUGGACAACACGACCAAAAUACCUGAGUGACGCUACUAAGGGCUGGCCGUUACUGGCUGCCAAACAAUCUGGCCUGUCAGGCCAGAUCAACGGAGGCAUCGUACGAAACUUCGAUUUCCUCUUUCAUCGAGUCCUCAUCGACGAGCAGACCAAAUUGUGUUCCAUGGGCGCGGACCUAUGGAAGAUGGACUUGGAAGACGAAGAUAAUAACUCUGAAAGGUUGCGAACGCUGUCGUUCGACAAGAAGCGUCUCCUCAGCCCGGACAUUCCAUGCCAUACCCACUUCCACUGCGCAGGCGACGAAAAGUUGACGCAGGACAACAGGAGGCGAUCUAGCAGCCUGGACUCCCCCAGCCGGAUGCGUUGCCAAUAUGUACACAAUGAGUCAAAGCAAGACCCCAAAGACGCCAUACUGGAGAGACUCCUCCCGAGGCUGAUAAGAUACGGGGAACUCGUGCUCCUCAUCAGCAAUCUGCGGAACCUGCACAAGGUCAGCAGCCGAGCGUCUCAAGACCUCCUCAAACAACUACACCUUGACGCACUGGAUGAAGAAGCCGUCCGAUUCCUACGCGAGGGUGAGGACGACUUCAUCUCGACGCGGACCAAACCCUUUUACGAGCCUCUCGAGUGGCUUUUGUACUACCGGAGAAACUCUUUCGUGGAGAGGCUAUGCUCUAGCGUCUUCAGGUUUAUCUUCAAGAUGCGGGGUGAGUCCGCGGCGGACCCGCAUAGCGACCAUAUCAACGCCAAAUGGCUGCAGCGUGUUUCCGAGGGUAUUUUGGCCUUGUUCAGUAUUGUGAUUCUCUGCUCGCCGGUAGCCAUAUUGUUACUCGCAUCGUUGUCGAAGGAGACGUCCCUGGCUGUCGUGGUCGGCUUUGGCUUCGCAUUUGUGAUUGUCAUGACAUCCAUGGGCGUCAAGUUCGACACCGUGCUGGUUGGCCUCAGUGCAUAUAUGGCUGUGCUAGUUACUUUCCUAGCCAAUCUACAGCAGUGCCAUGAUGGAUGA
Messenger RNA from Pseudomassariella vexata, 1173 nucleotides. RefSeq lists its product as uncharacterized. The coding region runs from base 1 to 1173 and encodes 390 amino acids. NCBI's taxonomy places the organism in Eukaryota, Fungi, Ascomycota, Sordariomycetes, Amphisphaeriales, Pseudomassariaceae. The transcript has 5 exons. The record is from RefSeq and is a predicted model, not a curated record.